AAAAAAAAAAAAAAACUCAAUGUUUGGUGGAAACAAUGAAAAUCUCGGUCCAUUUACCCAGCGUUUGAUGCUUCCGCAGCACCCCCUCCACCUCCUUCCCGGCGCCGGUGGUUCUUCCGGCAGCGGUUUGGGCGGAGACGAUGAGUUUCCUAAGCGGGACGAGCGUGUUCCGCCGUGGAGUAAUCAGGAGACUAGGGAUUUCAUAGCUAUUCGAGGUGAGCAUGAGAUAGAAUUUUCUUCGGCGAAGCGGAGUAAUUUGAAGAAUCUAUGGGAGAUUGUAGCAGCUAGGAUUAAUGAGAGAGGAUACAGGAGAAGUGCUGAACAAUGUAAAAGCAAGUGGAAGACUUUGAUCAAUCGUUACAAGGGUAAGGAAACAUCUGAUCCAGAUAAUGGCGGACAAUUUCCAUAUUUUGAUGAGCUGCAUGCACUCUUUUCAUCAAAUAUGAAUAAUGUACAGCGAGUACAGCUCGAAUCAGAGGCUGGCUCCCAACAGGCAAGGAAGAGACCUCACGGAACAAGUAGAGACCGAUCUUCAGAGGAAAUCUCAGAAGAUGAAGGUUAUGCUUAUGAGAGUGAUGAAGUAAAAUUAGCCAGAAGCAAUGUUGCUCCCAAAAAGAAAACCGAAAAAGAAAAGCGUCCAAGAACAAGCAAUGCAGAAAAAGCUUCAAGACGAGCCAACUUUGGGAGUAUUAACAACACUGGUAGAGCUGUUGAUAAUAUUCAAGAAAUGCUUAAAGAAUUCUUUCAGCAUCAGCUGAGGAUUGAAAUGCAAUGGAGGGAGACAACAGAGAAGCGUGCUCGUGAAAGAGAAGUAUUCGAGCAGGAAUGGCGAUCGUCAAUGGAGAAGCUUGAAAGAGAUAGGAUGAUGAUCGAACAGUCUUGGAGGGAGAGGGAGGAGCAAAGGAGAACGAGAGAGGAGAACCGAGCUGAAAAGAGGGAUGCUCUGUUGACAACCCUUCUGAACAAACUCAUCGGUGAAAAUCAUCCUUGAGAUGAUUCGUCGUGUACUCUGUUUGUUGUUGAUUCAAAAAUAUUUUGGCAAAAUUAUUAGUUUGGCUUACAUAGAAAUAGAAAAUUUCCAAUUUGUAGAAAGUCACAGUUAGAUAGAUAUGCAGGCUUGAUGAUACAUAGUUCAUGUUCUCAUUGAGCUUUGGAGAAGAGUGAAUUUGUUUGUAAUUUAAUCAAAUUUAAUGGUGUAUUGUAAAGC
Messenger RNA from Solanum stenotomum, 1207 nucleotides. Its product is annotated as trihelix transcription factor GT-3b-like. The transcript has 2 exons. NCBI's taxonomy places the organism in Eukaryota, Viridiplantae, Streptophyta, Magnoliopsida, Solanales, Solanaceae. Bases 20 to 991 code for a protein of 323 amino acids. The record is from RefSeq and is a predicted model, not a curated record.